This is a messenger RNA of Uranotaenia lowii, 1035 nucleotides long. RefSeq lists its product as uncharacterized. Gene Ontology annotation, biological process: DNA integration. The record is from RefSeq and is a predicted model, not a curated record. Gene Ontology annotation, molecular function: nucleic acid binding. Bases 1 to 1035 code for a protein of 344 amino acids. NCBI's taxonomy places the organism in Eukaryota, Metazoa, Arthropoda, Insecta, Diptera, Culicidae. The transcript has a single exon.
AUGGUACCCCUACCAGAACAACGUCUUACUCCCUACGUCAGGCCCUUUCAGUACACAGGUCUGGAUUACUUGGGACCAGUAGAAGUCACCGUUGGUAGACGACGAGAGAAAAGGUAUGUUGCUGUUUUUACUUGCCUGGUAGUCCGAGCGGUGCACAUCGAAGUGGCACACAGUUUGUCCAAAGAUUCGUGCAUAAUGGCUAUAAGAAGAUUCGUUCAGAAGCGAGGUCCCCCAAGUGAAAUUUUCUCCGACAACGGCACCAAUUUCGUGGGCGCCAGUCGUGAGCUGCAGAAACAACUUAGAGAUAUUCAUCUAGAAUGUGCCGAUACUUUCACCAAUGCCCGCACCAACUGGUUGUUUAAUCCACCCAUAGCUCCACACAUGGGCGGAGUGCGGGAACGGAUGGUGCGUAGUAUCAAAGUGUCGAUGGAAGCGUUGGAUGACGGAAGAAAGGUGAACGACGAAAUCUUGCUGACAGUAUUGGCUGAGACCGAAUCAUUGAUCAACGCUCGACCACUUACAUAUAUGCCGCAAGGAACGUCGGAGAACCAGGCCCUUACUCCAAAUCAUUUUAUUCUGGGGUUCUCAACUCGGGAUGCUGGCACUGAUCCGAUACGGAAACCGAUCGAGCUGAACAAAACGUUACAGAGCAGUUAUCUAAGAUCUCAGUAUCUAGCUGGGACAGUAUGGAGUCGCUGGAUCAUGGAAUAUUUCCCGUCGCUGAACAAACGACCGAAGUGGAUCGAGGAGAUGAACCCGGUGAAGGAAGGUGAGCUCGUAUACAUAGCGGAAGGCAACCGAAGGAGCUGGGUUAGAGGACGGAUAUCGAAGCUACUGCCCAACAAAGAUGGAAGGGUUCGGCGAGUGAUAGUCGAGACUUCGUCUGGACCCUUAAGGCGAGCAGUAGCGACGUUAGCACGGAUGGAGAUAGGAAGCAGUGAACCUGGUCCAAGUCCUGGUGGAACCGAACCUGCUUCACGGGGUGGAGGAUGUUCUGCCACCACUGGGGGCGCCGAACGCAGGAAAACGAAGUGA